AUGCCUCGUAUUGACGUGCUACCGACGGCCUCGACCAGUGUUGCAAAAGCUGGCUAUGCCUUGGUUCCGGACACGCGCGGACAGGCACCGCUCGCCGCCCAACCAGUCUCAGGCAGGAAGCGCACCGCCAGAGCCUCAGGGCUUGGAGGUGGUGAUACCACUGCAAGACAGCAGAGUGCAGCCCUCAAGCAUCUCGCCGAAUUGGACAAAGAUGGCCAUAAGGACGUCCAGAUUCCCGUACCAAAGGACGUCACAGCGCGAGGUGCGAAUCUGAAAAUGACAACCAAUGUGCGACGUAUCCUGACAUCCCAGAAGACUUUCGCGAAUCAUCUGGCUGAUGAAGAGGCAACCAUUUCCCAACAUGCACAGAACACGUUAUCCUCUGCAGCUUCCGCCCCCCGUCGUACCUCUACCACAGCCAAAGCAGAAAUGUCUGCAUCAGCUCAAGCGUCACCUCCCAGAGACCCUCUCGCCAAUGAGCCACUACUGAAAUCAUACGUGCCCGAAGCCCCGUCUGCUGAAGAGAUGGAAGCACUCGUGAACGCCCCUCCGUUAUCCCACGGUGCUGCUUGCGCUGUUCUACCAGACCACUCCAAGCCCCAGAGACAUUUUUGUGAAAUAUGCGGAUAUUGGGGCACGAUUAAAUGCAUAAGGUGUGGCGCUCGAGUCUGCGGGCUUGAAUGUAAAGGUGCUCAUGACGACGGGAGAUGCCUGAAAUUCUAUGCUUGA
Molecule: messenger RNA, 729 nt
Organism: Bacidia gigantensis
Lineage: Eukaryota; Fungi; Ascomycota; Lecanoromycetes; Lecanorales; Ramalinaceae
Exons: 2
Coding region: 1-729 (242 amino acids)
Biological process (GO): chromatin remodeling
Cellular component (GO): Swr1 complex
Molecular function (GO): nucleosome binding
Source: RefSeq, a predicted model, not a curated record